Ailuropoda melanoleuca (giant panda) is the source of this 914-nucleotide messenger RNA. It is a transcript of the gene APRG1, whose product is annotated as APRG1 tumor suppressor candidate. Lineage: Eukaryota; Metazoa; Chordata; Mammalia; Carnivora; Ursidae. The record is from RefSeq and is a predicted model, not a curated record.
CCUGGCUUCCCCAGCAUCUCACGGCCGUGGCCAGGCUCUGCCACGGGGCAGGGGAUCUCGGGUUCUGCCAUCAAGACUUUAAAAAGGGUCCUCUCCUUGAAUGCACUCAGAGCAGCAGGAAGAGAGCUUGCUUAGCCCAGAGUUCCUUGGUCUCUGAAGAACCAACAUCUUGCUCUGCUGUGCCCGAGGCUCUCUUCAAAGGUGACUGGGAGAAAGAACUUCAGGGAAUCCAUGAUCGUGUGUUCUCUACAACUCUUUUACCAGAGUAUCCUAUACUCAAGGAGAAUUCCUGCCUUCUCUUUUAUGCACGCUAACACCAGAUUUGCCUCAGGGUCCCCACAGAGGGCACUCCUCUCUUUCAGGAAGGAAGACUGAGGAGAAGCAGGCUCCCCAGCGGCAUCUUCUCUCUCAGGUCUCCCGAUCAAGAGAAACCGUAAUACCCCUGACACAGAGACAAGUCAUCCCUAGAUGGACUUUGAGUUUGAUGCCAUGAUUGACUUUUUCCACCUCGGGGAGAGGAAAUCUGAAUCCACAUGAAAACAAUGGCAACAAGAAAAAGGUGUAAACUUUCCAGAACAAGCCCAGAGUUUGAAAAUGUGAUAAAGAGGUUAUUGUGUGUCCGAACUUUUCACACAAGAAUUGGAGGAGAUUUAACACCAGGAAUAAUAAACAGAGGAAGACCAGCUAAUGCAGAGCAGAUGGGCCUGCACAGCAAUGCUAACCAUUUCAACAUCUUCCCCCUGGACCUUUGGACUCAAGACGACUGAAUUCUGCUUUCUUUAGUUGAAAAUAAAGUUAACGCAAUUGGGGAAACCACAAAUAUAGCUGGCUUGAUUUCUGGGAUGGUUAGAGGACUCAAGUUUUUAAGAACCUACGAUGUGGCAGAACUUCAAAAGUCACUACUUAAGUCCUGA